Messenger RNA from Lingula anatina, 2124 nucleotides. RefSeq lists its product as uncharacterized. The record is from RefSeq and is a predicted model, not a curated record. Lineage: Eukaryota; Metazoa; Brachiopoda; Lingulata; Lingulida; Lingulidae. Gene Ontology annotation, molecular function: DNA-binding transcription factor activity, RNA polymerase II-specific; RNA polymerase II cis-regulatory region sequence-specific DNA binding. Gene Ontology annotation, biological process: anatomical structure morphogenesis; cell differentiation; regulation of transcription by RNA polymerase II.
CAUUGCUUCGUAGAGGACUGAACUUUUAAAACCGCAGAGAAAGUAGUCUGAAAAAUAUUGUGCAUCUUGAGAAGUAAUUUAACGAAAGCUGAAAAAUUGGACAAGCUGUGAUUUAAGCGAUCGGAAAAAUUUGAACAAUACAGGCACCUUUUAAAAGAAAAAAAUCAAGACUGAUAAAACGCAAUACCGAAUUUAAAUACGCGUUUUUGUAAUAUUCGCCAAGAUGAUCAUGGAAACAGUCCCAAGCAAUCUUGUUCAGACAGAUCCAACCAAGUACACGAACACGAAUGGAGGCGGCAUUCCGCCAGAGAAGUCUUCCUGCAUGAUGGAGAACGGCGGCGGGAUUCCAGGGAUGACCGCCCUCAGCACGGACAACCACCCGUCCCCGUCCUACUCAGACGACUGUCACGACUCCACCAAGAGCCCAGACGACAUUGAUAUGAGUAGCCACAGCACCGAGCUAGAUGCCAUGAGCGGUUACGGCGGCGGGUCCACUCUGUCGCAGCAGAAGCGCCGUUUCGCAGACGUGAAGCCCCCGUAUUCGUACAUCGCUUUGAUCACUAUGGCCUUGGAGAGCUCCAGUGCGGGCAUGAUGACUUUGAAUGAGAUCUACGCCUUCAUCAUGAACAGAUUCCCCUACUUCAGGGAAAACCAGCAAAGAUGGCAAAAUUCUAUCAGGCACAAUUUAUCUCUGAACGAUUGUUUUGUAAAGAUCCCGCGCGCACCAGGGCGCCCAGGGAAAGGGAACUACUGGGCGCUGCACCCGGCAGCCGGAGACAUGUUCAGCAAUGGAAGUUUUCUACGCCGCGCGAAGAGAUUUAAGCUUCCCAAGUCUUUCAGGCCGAACGAAGCUCAGAUCCAGCACGUUAAUUCGUACGGUCACUUCAGCCUGUACGGAACCGCACCAAGCGCAUACAAAUCACCAUACCCGUCCCUGAAUCCUCUGACCGCUGCUCUGCCGUCAUUUCCACAGGGACUGGCCCAGCCACAGUACGGCCUAGGAACGAAACCAGAGGCAUGGAGCCCAAAUACAUCCACCCCCGGGUACACGUCCCCAUACUAUCCCUCAGCAGCCAACAUGAACGUGAAUAUGAAUAUGAACAGUUCUCCAUAUUUUGGCGGAAUGACCAACGUAGCGUCUGCUAACGCUCCCUUGCCAAGCUACGCAGCUUCUCUUCAACAUCAGUCAGCUUACUCGGCGUCUUCGCAAUAUUCCAACCAGUUAAGGCAUUUCCAGGCUGGGCAAACAGUUUAGACCUUUUCAACAAAGCGGACUGAACAUUUAAUUUAUAUCUGUUUAAGAUUUUCAACAAAGCUUCUAAAUCAAACUGUAGAGAAGAUAGAGUGAAGAAUGUAAGAUAUGUGAUAAAAACCAAAGAAUCUCAGUAUUUCACGAAGAUAAUUAACGUGUAUUCACUUUUUAGUGGUUAUAAAUAGAUAAUUGCAAACGGAUCAGCCCUACAUAGUACACAUGGGAGAUAAAUUUCUGAAUGAUGUGAAUAUUCUUUUUAUGCCAAAGUCAAUUAUUAGCGCGCGAUGCCUUCGUUUUUUUAUUAUUAUUGUAAUUUAAUUUUUCUCAUUUUUUUAAAUUUAAUUUUGUCAUUUAAUUUUUUAUUACGCGCAUUACGAGUUUAUUUUUCACCACCAGUUUUGUCUCUGAGUAUUGUUCCUAGAACAUGGUAGUCACGGUAGUAUUUUGUUAUUGGACUUUUUUAAGUGUUGUUUUGUAAAUCAAAUGAUCAAUUCGUGUUCUGAGAACAUCUGUAUACAUUCCAUUCCGUUUAUCAAUAUUGUUUUUAAUAAUUUUUGUCAAGGCAAAAAAAGCGCGUAUAAUUACAUUAUUUCUUUAUGCUAUAAGAGAGGGGCGAUUGAAAUCAUUCGUUAAAGUAGACUUUUUUUAGAUCUAUUAAAUCAUUUAAUGAAGAACAAGGUCUCAUCGAAAGAAGUUUGCAAUAUGUUUUAUGAUCAAAACGAGAAUUUGCUGUACGUAUUUGUGUCAAUCGAAACAUCAUUAAUUGUUGUAAUCACAUGUUGCAAUCCUAUAUGUUUUGAUAGCAAUUGUUUUUCUCCUAGUCCUUUUAAGAUCGUUACUAUAUCUGUGCAAUAAAGGCACUUCAUACUCAU